CCCACCACCUUUUCCAACUUCAAAAACAAACCAUCGCUCCUCUAAAACCACACAAAACUGGAUUUUAUUUCCCCUUCAAUCUUGCUGACAUAUUUUCUUCAUACAAAGUCCAUUUCAUUAUUCAGAGAGAAUGUAUUCGGCUUUGCCGAUACACAGUUUAGCCAUCGAGGCUGGAGGCGGUGAUUAUCCGGGACCUUUGGACGGCACCAACUUGCCCGGCGAUGCAUGUCUCGUCCUCUCCACCGAUCCCCGGCCGCGCCUCAGGUGGACUGCCGACCUCCACGAGAGAUUCGUCGACGCCGUCGCGCAGCUCGGCGGCGCUGACAAAGCAACACCAAAAUCAAUUAUGAGAACGAUGGGAGUAAAAGGCUUGACUUUGUACCAUUUGAAGUCUCAUCUUCAGAAAUACCGGAUGGGAAAACAAGCGAACAAGGAGUUAACUGAAGUCUCAAAAGAUGAGAGUCAGGAUACUGGUUCGUCUACAUCAACUUCAUCGAAAAUGAUGGCCCAAGACAUAAACGAUGGUUACCGGGUAACUGAGGCUCUGCGUGUGCAAAUGGAAGUUCAACAAAGAUUGCACGAGCAGUUAGAGGUUCAACGGCGCCUGCAGAUCCGGAUAGAAGCACAGAGCAAGUACCUACAGUCGAUACUCGACAAAGCUUGUAAAGCACUUGAUGACCAGGCAGUGGCCUCGGCUGGGCUGGAGACUGCUCGGAAGGAACUCUCCGAUCUAGCGAUCAAGGUUGCAGACGACUGUAAUGGUGUGUUGUCCGUGCCUCCCGUGUCCCAUAACGGCUCGGAGAUGGAUAGGCACAGCAUCCCCCUCCUGCCUGCCCGACUCGGUGAUUGCUCCAUGGACAGCUGUGUGAUGUCAUCAAAUGGAAGCCCGAUUUCUCCCUCGACUCUUGAGUCGCAGGCGGCUGAUGCGCUCAAGAAAAGACCGCGCCCUCUGUUCAGCGUCGGGGAGUCGAUGCCUCUCGACAGCGGCAUGAGGCCGGUGGAGUGGAUGAUGUCAAAUUUUGGAUGAGGCAUUCAAAUUUAUUAACAAUGGAGAAGGGUUGGGUUGGCUGGUUUGCCUUAUUCUUCCUAUGCUUUUGGAAUACAUCAGUUGUUUAUACAUCUCUUCAAAAUUGAUGAUAGGAAGCUGUUUUCAUGUGAAAUUUGAUCCUUCUGUGUAAUCAUUGGGACAAUGGCAAUGGCUCGUAUAUUAUAGUGAAAGUGCAGAAUUCUUUGGGUA
Messenger RNA from Salvia splendens (bonfire salvia), 1237 nucleotides. Its product is annotated as protein PHR1-LIKE 2. The record is from RefSeq and is a predicted model, not a curated record. Bases 131 to 1027 code for a protein of 298 amino acids. The transcript has 6 exons. Gene Ontology annotation, molecular function: DNA binding; DNA-binding transcription factor activity. NCBI's taxonomy places the organism in Eukaryota, Viridiplantae, Streptophyta, Magnoliopsida, Lamiales, Lamiaceae.